Messenger RNA from Zychaea mexicana, 1772 nucleotides. RefSeq lists its product as uncharacterized. The transcript is spliced from 10 exons. NCBI's taxonomy places the organism in Eukaryota, Fungi, Mucoromycota, Mucoromycetes, Mucorales, Lichtheimiaceae. The record is from RefSeq and is a predicted model, not a curated record. The coding region runs from base 261 to 1508 and encodes 415 amino acids.
CACCCCGUCAAUUUCACAUUAUCCACUUAAUCCACGUAACCCACCCCGCCAAUUUCACAUUAUCCACAUAAUCCACAUAACCCACCCCGCCAAUUUCACAUUAUCCACAUAAUCCAUAUAACCCACCCCGCCAAUUUCACAUUAUCCACACAAUCCACAUAAUACGCGAUAUCUUCAUUAAUCAUUAUCAGCCACAACGCCGGAAUGCGGAAACAGGAGAAGCGUUAUAUGAUCUUCCUGUUCUUCGUCAAGACUUAUCAAUGUCCUUGUUGGCUCGAUUAGCACAGCUUUUUGCAGUGAAAGCUGAAACCAGUAAGGAUGCCAUGAAUCACCUAUGCACCAAUUUUGCUGUCUUUCUCAAGCGUGUAUGGGUCGCAUAUCUGAGUCAUCUGCGCCAUGAACAUAACCUUACCUUUCGAAUCAGAAUCUCUAGCAUGGCAAAACAAAUCUGUAAUUUGAUCACAACGCACAGAACUCAUUUGAUUCAGCGUUUAAUUGAACGAAUUCCAGCCGCAAUCUUUACUGAGGUGCUUCAAUAUUUCAACCAACACACUGCACGAUUCGAACAAGCAUAUGCCGGCGUGAAUAUCGCACGCAUAGUACAGCGACCAUCCAUAUCUGGCCCUGCAAUGCUAGUGAAUUCGCCAUCCUUUUAUAUCUGGCUGUCACUUGAAGCCCAGCCUUUCCAAUUCUGUCCCAAGUGGACUCCACUGCCACUUGCCAGUCACCGCAUUGGAUUCAUGCCGGUGGACCUUGAAACUAUGUAUUACAUCGUACGCGAAGUGGACGAGCGAGAUCCUGCACAAGUGCCUGAUAAUAUUGUGAGACCAAAUAACGUUCCUGGUUGUGGACGUUGCUUGUCAUAUCGUGUUUUCAGACAGCAAGAUCCUGAGCUGCUUGAAGGCUUCUGGGAGCCGCUAUUUAAUAUCGGUCACGUAGAGCCGCGACGUUGCCGAUACGCAGUCGAAGGUCAAGGUGUUGUGCCCCCAGAAGACCGCGAGCUCAAACUCUUUGAUCAAACAUUUGAAACGGAUGGUGUCGCUAUUGUGUUCCAUUUUCGCAGGCCUGUGACAACACGACGUGGAGAGUAUAUGCCUUCUAGCUCCAAACAAAUUAAACGCUUUCCUCGUGAAAUUGACGUCACACAGUGGAGAAGAGGAAUGUAUCAUCUUUCCAAGGAGCCAGAUGGUCUUGAUGCAGAGCGGCUUCAUAAUUUUCGAACAGUGUUCAUAGACCCAGGCAUCCGGUCUCUGGUCACUGCUGUAGACACUCUUGAGCCGCUCGAAACACCUGAAGCGAGAGCAGAGCACGUAUAUCAGCUAAAUAACAGAACAUACCCGUUCCAGUCCAUGUUCAAGUGGGCGCUCCAAAAGGAAAACAAAAAUCGAGCACGCUAUGCUCAUGUCGAGCGACAGGCUCAUCCGGAUCAAGAUAUCCCGGAGAUACAGGGGGUGUAUGAUAUGUUGAGAGGACAUCCGGCUUCAGCGCCUACCUCGGAAGGUUUCUGAAACUACAUCAGAAUGUUGAGUGGCGUGCACAGACAGUAAGUUACCCAGCUAUGUCGAUAUAUACUGGAACACCGCGAUCAUCAUUUUGGCAUGAGUAUUCACUCUACUUUUUUUAUUUAAGAAAAAAUAGCGUCCAUGAACAAUUUAACAAACAUUUUUUUCACCGGGAAACGUUACUCACUCUUUUUUCUGCGCGCAAAAGUGCAUUGGAAAAUCUUGCCAACAGAUUGAUAGGGUUGGAUCACCGUGACGAUGUAAGUAUCU